AUGGCGGUCAAUGCAAUCAGUAUUACAAACAUGGACGUCACCACGGGCCUAGUGUUUAUUAUGGUCUUUCUGUUGGUUUAUAAGCUAUCCAGAAAACAAUCCGAUCAGUCGAAGAAGCUGCCACCUUGUCCAUCCUUCUCUCUGCCAAUCGUUGGUCAUCUGCCAUUACUGGCCAAGAGAGACUUGUUGGAGACGCUGACGUUACAAAGACAAAAACUCGGAGACAUCUACCGCCUGGAAAUCGGGAGCACCACGGUAGUUGUUAUCAGUAGUUAUCGUCUGUUACAUGCUGCCUUCAUCAAGAACGCCAACAUCUUCUCAGAUCGUCCACACACAGUCUUCCUGGAAUUAUGUAAAGACAACGGCGUAAUUCUUCUGAACGGACAAAAAUGGAAGGAGCAAAGACAAAUGAUUCUGAAAAACUUCAGAUAUUUCUGUGCGAGAACGACAAUAUUAGAGAAUAUCAUCCAUAAACAAAUCCGCCGUUUCCAUGACAACAUUGCUGCGCUUGAUGGUAACGCUGUGGAUCCCAAACAACUUCUGAAUGAGGCCAUUUCCAGCGUGGUAGGAGAGGUCAUGUUAGGGAAAGUAUUGGAUGCAGAUUCUGUCGAGUUCAAAAACUAUGUAGAUGAUCACAACGAUAUCGUCCAUUCAACUGCGAAAGCCGUUAUCCUGGACUUCUUCCCGUUCCUACGAUACCUCCCAGUGGAUCUGGUCAGACAUGCUACAGUAGAAGAUUUGUACCACAAAACAACGUCCUUUGUACGGAGAAUGAUUAAAGUGAGGCUACAGUUGGGUCUGGGAGAAGGGGAGCCACGGGAUCUCAUGGAGGCAUACCUAAGAAAAAAUAGCUCUGAACCAGACGAGGAACAGGUAAUCCAGACUGUGUCUGACAUGUUCGCAGCAGGACUUGAGACUACAGUAAGCACCCUCCGCUGGGCUUUGGUUUAUCUCACCCAGUACCCGGAUAUCCAGUCACGUCUACAGCAGGAGGUAGACCAUGCUCUACCACCAGGGACUGUUCCAUCCAUGGCGGACAAGCAGGCAAUGCCAUACGUGGAGGCAUUCGUUAUGGAACUUCUCCGACAUUCGGAUGUUGCGCCGAUCGGACUUCUUCAUUCAGCUAACUGUGAUACAUAUCUUGACGGAUACUUUAUACCAAAAGGAACAACUAUUAUUCCAAACAUUGACUCUGUACUAAAAGACCCAGACAAUUUCGAAAAUCCCCACGAAUUCAAACCAGAACGUUUUAUAGAUGCAGAAGGGAAAGUUUUCAAACCGGAGACUUUUAUUCCAUUCUUCUUCGGAAAACGAUUGUGUAUCGGUGAGCAGAUCGCUCGGACGAACCUGAUGCUGUUCCUGACCUCCCUAAUGCAGCACUACACGGUGUGUCGUGGCGACACAGAACAAGUUCGUGGAGCCUUGAAUAUCACUUACUGUCCCAGCGACUUUAAAGUCUGCUUUCACAAGCGUGACAUCACUGGCUAAGGUAUGAUAUAAGACUGUUUUGCAGUAUCGGAUCUGGUAAAUUCUCCAAGCUGCUGGCAAAUACGUCAUGUUCCCUUUGGUAUCUGUAAGAGCAAGAUGUGUAGUGUUGGCAGUCACUUUUAUUAUACGACAGGAGAAUACCCAAAUAAGCAAUUGCCUAGUGAGAUUAAAAUAAAAAAACAACAAGAAAUUACCAAUGGCGGUGGAUUACAUCUAACAAUUAGUUUGUAGAAAUAAGAGUAGCCUGUAGUGGCACCAAUAGCGGUGUUUUCCCUUUUAACACAGUUCUCAAUUGUAAAAGUAUCCAAAACUCAAUUAAAUCUAAACACACGUUAAAGAAUACUCAUUGUCCGUUAUUGGUAGUCUAGUAAUAAAGUAUAUAUAUAAGAACUGUUAAGUGUUUUGACUGGAGCCGAAAUAAACUUAUUUAUUACUACAAA
Messenger RNA from Ylistrum balloti, 1928 nucleotides. RefSeq names its product cytochrome P450 2J2-like. Gene Ontology annotation, biological process: xenobiotic metabolic process. Gene Ontology annotation, molecular function: iron ion binding; oxidoreductase activity, acting on paired donors, with incorporation or reduction of molecular oxygen, reduced flavin or flavoprotein as one donor, and incorporation of one atom of oxygen; heme binding. NCBI's taxonomy places the organism in Eukaryota, Metazoa, Mollusca, Bivalvia, Pectinida, Pectinidae. The transcript is spliced from 4 exons. The record is from RefSeq and is a predicted model, not a curated record. Bases 1 to 1488 code for a protein of 495 amino acids. Gene Ontology annotation, cellular component: cytoplasm; intracellular membrane-bounded organelle.